Molecule: messenger RNA, 1092 nt
Organism: Cyphellophora europaea CBS 101466
Lineage: Eukaryota; Fungi; Ascomycota; Eurotiomycetes; Chaetothyriales; Cyphellophoraceae
Exons: 1
Coding region: 1-1092 (363 amino acids)
Cellular component (GO): dehydrodolichyl diphosphate synthase complex; endoplasmic reticulum membrane
Molecular function (GO): ditrans,polycis-polyprenyl diphosphate synthase [(2E,6E)-farnesyl diphosphate specific] activity
Source: RefSeq, a predicted model, not a curated record
AUGCCCUUAAACGCCCCCGAUCUCCAGAACUACCGAAAGGAUGUAGCGAGCAAGGGUUCUGCACUUGGCGGCACUGGCCGCGAAACCCUUAUCAAGCCCUAUCUGCCAGAACCUCACAAGCAUCGAAAACCAGCUCCUCCAUCCCCCAUGGAGACUGCAAAGAAAUCGAAGCCUGCACGUAGAGGCCGCAAGCAAAGGAUACGACCCUUUCUGCGACAGAAGUUCCACUUCCUCAUAUAUUUUGUCAUUCAAGUCAUCUAUGGCAUUAUCAUCCGCUUUUACCAUGGCUGGCACGCCGUGUCCGACCGCAUCGUUGCGAUCAUGCACUACCACCACCGCAGCCCGGAGUACAUCCAACGAGACGUCAAAGACCUCAGCCGCAUACCGGAACACCUCAGCGUCAUCCUGAGAUACAAAGUCGAAGAAGAUGGUGCACUAGAAUCUCUCAUGGACGAAGUGGCCGAGCUGUCUGCCUGGUCUGCGGCCGCAGGCAUACCAACAUUGAGCAUCUACGAGAAAUCCGGCAUCCUCAAGUCGUAUACCUCCUCCCUGCAGGACCUUGUCGACCAGAAGCUAGUCUCAUACUUCGGGCCCGCGCCCGCUGCCCCAAGCUCAAAGAUUUACUCGUCCAACCAAACUUUGCACAGCCCCUCGCCAGAGCACAAUAGUCGUGCAAACAGCCAAAGUGGACGCAGACAUAUCAAUCUCCUCCUGCUUUCCGCAGCGGACGGCAGAGAUACGCUCGUCGAUCUGACCCGCACACUUACAGAGAUGGCGCAGGCAAAGAAGAUUCGUCCCCGGGACAUAACCUCCGACCUCAUCAACACCGAGAUCUCCGCUACCACCGCUGUUCCAGGCUCUCAGGCGCCAUCUACCAACGCCAAGAAGGAAGUUGGUGCGGGCGAGCCGGAGCUGGUUAUCGUCUUCGGGCCUUACGUCAAGUUGGAAGGAUAUCCACCAUGGCAGAUUCGACUGUCCGAGAUCUUCUGCGUGGGCGGGGACCCGAGCCAGGGCAAUGUACCUGUGGAAUAUCAAGGAUUCUUGCGAGGAUUGUGGAAGUUCGCAGGUGCUGAGAUGCGCUUUGGCAGAUAG